Molecule: messenger RNA, 1175 nt
Organism: Arabidopsis lyrata subsp. lyrata
Lineage: Eukaryota; Viridiplantae; Streptophyta; Magnoliopsida; Brassicales; Brassicaceae
Product: syntaxin-125
Exons: 2
Coding region: 27-926 (299 amino acids)
Biological process (GO): vesicle fusion; intracellular protein transport; exocytosis
Cellular component (GO): plasma membrane; SNARE complex; endomembrane system
Molecular function (GO): SNARE binding; SNAP receptor activity
Source: RefSeq, a predicted model, not a curated record
AAAAAAAAAAAAAAAACAGAGCUAAAAUGAACGAUUUAUUCUCUAAUUCAUUCAAGAAGAACCAGGCUCAACUGCGCGAUGUUGAGGCAGGUCAAGAAACGAUGAACCUCGACAAAUUCUUCGAGGAUGUCGAGAAUGUGAAGGACGACAUGAAAGGAGUCGAGACUCUUUAUAAGAAGCUUCAAGACUCGAAUGAAGAGUGCAAGACGGUUCACAAUGCCAAGAAAGUAAAAGAGCUACGAGCUAAGAUGGAUGGGGACGUAGGAAUGGUCCUGAAAAGGGUUAAAAUCAUUAAGCAGAAGCUCGAAGCCUUAGAGAAAGCGAAUGCUAAUAGCCGUAAUGUCCCGGGUUGUGGGCCCGGUUCGUCUACGGAUAGGACUCGAUCUUCUGUGGUUAGCGGUCUCGGGAAGAAGCUCAAAGACUUGAUGGAUAGUUUCCAAGGUCUGCGUGCUCGUAUGAACAAUGAGUAUAAGGAAACCGUAGAGCGCAGGUACUUCACAAUAACAGGAGAAAAAGCAGACGAGCAAACAAUCGAUAACUUGAUAGCAAGCGGUGAGAGCGAGAAUUUCCUCCAGAAAGCGAUUCAAGAGCAAGGAAGAGGUCAAAUCCUAGACACGAUAUCUGAGAUCCAAGAGAGACAUGAUGCAGUGAAGGAGAUAGAGAAAAAUCUACUAGAGCUGCACCAAGUUUUCUUGGACAUGGCAGCUCUAGUGGAAGCGCAAGGGCAACAAUUAAACAACAUAGAGAGCCAUGUAGCGAAAGCGAGCUCGUUUGUUAGAAGAGGGACUGAUCAGCUCCAAGACGCGAGGGAGUACCAAAAGAGCUCCAGGAAAUGGACUUGUUAUGCCAUCAUCCUCUUCAUCGUCAUCUUUAUCCUCCUUCUCAUUCCCCUUCUACCUCACAUAAUGCUCAUGUUGAAGAAGUGAAAUUUCUAAAGAGUUGAACUUGAUUCUCAAAAUCAUCUCUUCGCUUGUUCUUUUUUGUUUCUUUGUUUUGUUAAUAUGGAAUGGAAUAGUUAGAUUACGGUGAAACCAUGGCAAAAAAUUUGUAGAGAUUUUUGAAGCGUACCGGUUCAUUAUUAUUAUUGUAUAUUUUUGACAAUUAUUAUCUUCUUCGUUAGUGUUUAUGUGACAAUGUUGUGUGAAUCAUAGAUGUUGAUAUGUUGGUUUGUUUGA